AUGGUAAGCUACGACGAGCUUUCAGACCUACUAGGCACAUAUCUAGACCUCAUCAUCCUCCGCCGCUUCGGGCGCUUGGCGUCACAAGUAUUGCUCCAUCUACAGGUUGAAAUCCUUGAACUCGACGAUGACCUCGACUUUCUCAGAGCAGCCGAGAAAACCGAUCUCGAACAACAAGAGCAUGCAAAGUCUUGGGCCAAGGCGAAUGACUCAAUCGCCCAGGGGAAACGGAGCAUCCGAAAAGAACUGAUUGAAGAUGCUGAGAAGAAACUUCUGAGAUAUUAUCAAUUUGUCACACAGACAUCUGGCGUGCUCAAGCUGCCCCGGCCUGAUCGGUGCGACAUGGAUUUCCUGUGCACUUGGCUGGAGAGUGAAAGAGGAGGUCAAAACUUUCUCAAAAAGCACUCGGCCGCCGAGGCCAGAGCGUGGGAUCCCCAGCAAGCCAGAGACCUCAUGACUGUGAACAAGCGGAGAGACCGUUUCGCGGCCUGGGUGAGCAACACCAUAAUGCCGAUAUAUCACAGCAAAAUUGGCCACCGCAUUCAUCCAAGGAUUGAUGAUGGGUCCAUCGGGCCGCGAUACUGGUACGACGAUGGUCACUUCGCGGCUGUAGGGAAUGUUAUCUGCACCGUGCUUUCGUCGGUCAUUCCGUCUAUCUCCAUCGUUGCCCUCUACUAUAUUCAAAAUAUCCUUGCUCGGCUGCUGGUCAUCAUCGCCCUGUGCACCUUGUUCUCGUUGAUCAUGAGCUUCGUGGCGCAAGGUCGCCGAUACGAGGUCUUCGCCGCCACGACGGCCUUUGCAGCCGUUCAGGUCGUUUUUGUUGGUGGUGUAAACUUCGUGGUUGGAACCCAGCCACAACCAGCUUAA
Fonsecaea pedrosoi CBS 271.37 is the source of this 867-nucleotide messenger RNA. RefSeq lists its product as uncharacterized. NCBI's taxonomy places the organism in Eukaryota, Fungi, Ascomycota, Eurotiomycetes, Chaetothyriales, Herpotrichiellaceae. The record is from RefSeq and is a predicted model, not a curated record. The transcript is spliced from 2 exons. Bases 1 to 867 code for a protein of 288 amino acids.